AUGAGAUCCUCCGCCAUCUGGUCCACCGCCUUCGCGGCGUUGGCACACACUGCCGCCGCCGUCACUGGUGCUGCCGAGGGCUUCGCCAAAGGGGUCACGGGAGGUGGCAAUGCGACUCCCGUCUAUCCCAAAACCACGGCCGAGCUGGUCUCGUACCUGGGUGACUCGGAGCCUCGUGUCAUCAUGCUGGACCGGACAUUCGACUUCACCGGAACCGAGGGCACCGCGACCGAGACGGGCUGCGCCCCCUGGGGCACCGGCUCGGGCUGCCAGCUGGCCCUGAACAAGAACGACUGGUGCACCCGGGAGCAGCCGAACGCGCCCAAAGUGAGCAUCACGUACGACAAGGCCGGCAUUCUCGGCAUCACCGUCAAGUCCAACAAGUCCCUCAUCGGCGUCGGCAACAAGGGCGUCAUCAAGGGCAAAGGCAUCCGCAUGGUCAGCGGCACCAGCAACGUCAUCAUCCAGAACAUCCACAUCACCAACCUCAACCCGCAGUACGUCUGGGGCGGCGACGCCAUCACGCUCGACAAUACCGAGAUGAUCUGGAUCGACCACGUCACCACCUCCCUCAUCGGCCGCCAGCACGUCGUCCUGGGUAACAACCCGAGCGGCCGCGUCACCAUCUCCAACAGCAAGUUCGACGGCCAGACCUCCUGGUCCGCCACCUGCAACACCUACCACUACUGGGGCCUGUACUUUACAGGGUCCAACGACAUGAUCACCUUCAAGAACAACCUCAUCACCCACAUGUCGGGCCGCAGCCCCAAGGUGGCGGGCAACACGCUGCUGCACGCGGUCAACAACUACUGGUACGACAGCAAGGGCCACAACUUCGAGCUGGACGCGGGGGCCAUGGUGCUCGUCGAGGGCAGCGUGUUCCAGAACGUCGAGGCGCCGCUCCAGUCCGGCGGCGCCGGCCGGCUCUUCGCCAGCUCCGGCACCGCCUCGGCCUGCGCCCCGUACCUCGGCCGCGUGUGCCAGGCCAACGGCUUCGGCAGCUCCGGCUCCCUCUCCGGCUCCGACACCUCCUUCCUGCAGUACUUCCAGAACAAGAACAUCGCCGGCGCGACAGACUACAACACGGCCAAGAACGUCCUCGACACCGCCGGAUUUGGCACAAUCUGA
Thermothelomyces thermophilus ATCC 42464 is the source of this 1128-nucleotide messenger RNA. Its product is annotated as polysaccharide lyase family 1 protein. Bases 1 to 1128 code for a protein of 375 amino acids. Gene Ontology annotation, molecular function: pectate lyase activity. The record is from RefSeq and is a predicted model, not a curated record. Lineage: Eukaryota; Fungi; Ascomycota; Sordariomycetes; Sordariales; Chaetomiaceae. The transcript has 2 exons.